GGGUACAACCACCAGUCGGCCUUUGGCUUUUGCUGAGUGAGGUGUAGUGUCGUUAGGCAACCGGUUCAACGUUCUGCAAUCUGUUUGCAGUCGAAGCAAGACAGAGUCACGCGCGAGGAUGAGGACCGGUUCCCGUGGAGACCGCAUCAUGACAACAGCAAGAUCAGUGAUCGUCACUUUCAGCUGUUUUCUACUGCUCUACUCUAACGAAGGGGCCGGAGCUCAACAGCGACCGAACGGAAGGCCUAGGACAGUGAAUGAUCUGGUCAACACGACUUCGUGUAUUCAACAGCCUUACACGUGUCCACACCCCCGCAUAGAGUUCUAUCUAUACACACGGGACACACAGCAGAACCCAGAGCUACUGAACUCGCUCCAGGCCAGUUCCUUGUACAGAUCUCGGUUUAAUGCAAGCCACCCCACGAAAAUUAUCAUACAUGGCUUUGGCGGCGGCCGCCAUCUUUCUCCUAGCACAGAUCUCAGAGACGCCUACUUCACACGUGGUGAAUACAAUAUCAUUAUCGUGGACUACUCGACGCUAGUCAAGGAACCAUGCCUAAGCCAGAUCAACUGGGCGCCUCGUUUCGGGGCCAAGUGCAUCGCGCAGCUGGUGGAUUAUUUGUCCAAUCAUCCCCGUGGUGUGCCCCCCGACGUCCUGCAUCUCAUUGGCUACAGUGUCGGCGCCCAUAUCGCGGGGCUAGUUGCCAACUAUAUCAACAAGGGGAAACUGGGGAGGAUCACGGGUCUGGACCCCACCAUCCUGUUCUUCAUGGGGAACAACAGAUCUCAUGACCUUGACCCGACGGAUGCUCACUUCAUAGAUGUGAUCCACACAGGCGCAGGCAUACUGGGCCAGUGGGGGCCCAACGGACACGCAGAUUUCUACGUGAAUGGGGGAACGAGCCAGCCCGGGUGUGCUCAGAAUUCCAUCCUCAGAACUCUGUCCUGUGACCACACCAAGGUCACGCCGUACUUUAUCGAGUCGAUCAACAGCAGAGCUGGCUUCUGGGCUGUGCCCUGCCCCAGUCAGUUCCUGUAUUAUCUGGGUUUCUGCAACCCGCCCGAAGACCAGUACGUACUCAUGGGAGAACACGUGUCCCGGAAAGCGCGUGGAGUGUACUACCUCAGCACUAAUGCAAAGAAACCAUACGCCAAAGGAUUCCCAGGGGGCAGACGCCUUGCUCUCAGGGAUGCAAAUACAAGAAGCUGACAAUACUCAGAAAAUUCAACUCUCCAAAAGAGUAUGUAAAAGAAUGAUCAGGGAAAAAGUACUGAAGGGCAUUGGUUAGUGUCACUGAUACACCAAAUAGUGUCCUUCUCUUAUGUCUGUAGGUCUACAUGAUGUAUGUUAUCUCCAGCACACAGAAACCUUGAUAGUUGCUAAUAUCUUGCCUUGUAUUAUUAAUAUUUUUUUACUUCUCAGUAUGACAGAUGUAAAACAGUGUCCAAAAUAUCCCUGUACAUUUGUUUUGUGAUCUAGACGUGAUCUUAAACGUUGCUCCAACAGAAGCCGGAGCAUUAUCACUUCUGCAUGUCUUACAUGCACACAUUGUACUGCUGUAUACUUGUACUGGUCUCUGUAAGUGAUCUGCAGUGUUAUACUGAUAUACAUCUGUGAAUUAGCACUCCUCUGUAACUUAUGUGCAGGAGAUUAUAUUACCAUAUAAAUGUACACACUUGUAUUUUGUUUUGUAAGUGAUGUCUAAUGUUACGUUAAUAUAAAUUUGCGAAUAUUCACUUCUCAGCACUAAUGACAUUUACUAGCAUACACCCGUAUAUGUGCCUAUUUGAUUGUGUUCUAGAAGUGAUCUCUACUGUAAAGUGAUAUAAAUCUGUGAUACUGAGAAGUGGCAAUGCAGUUUAUAUUAGUAUAGUGCACUACAAUAUGCUACGUGUCUGUGUUCACAUGUACCAAAGUGAGCACUUAUGGAGCGCUGCGUUAAGUGCGUACAGUUUCUGUACAGAUAAGCAGCAUGGCAAUAAGUGCUCCUCCAUUGUGACAGAUGAACUCGACUCGCGCAGUCGUGGCACUGUCGUCAUAAACUCUUUCAUUUAAGUGUUUCACAUUUGUGAAGUAGUUAUGUUAAUCUACUGAUAUGCGCUCAAAAUAUUCUUUACUUCUAUGUUUACAGAAGAGUUCUUCGCUCCGAACCGAAACUGAAUUUAAUGUUUACUGGAAUUUUCGCAAUUAAUAUGUUCACUUUGCUGUAGCAAUAAAUGUACCAUAAAAUUACGUAUGUAUUUACAUAUCUGUACAUAUGCAUUAUUAAGAUUAGCAUAAAUGUUGUUGAAUGUACAACAAAAAUAUAUUAAAACACAUUCCUUUAAAAACAUCUGAUCUAAAUAGCCUGAAAAGUUUAAGAAUGUUAGCUUCAUAUAUACCAAGAUACAAAACAACUGAAUAACAAUAUUAAUUAUGCUGUGCUGAUACUUAAGGAAAAUAUUUCCAACAAGGACAACAUAAAAACAAACUUCUUCAAAAACGUCUAACCCCACUAUUUCAUAACAGCCAUAGAGCAUUAUAAAGAUGGACGCUGCCAUAGCUCAGGCAGUUAGCUGUUGGAUUCCCAUGGUAAUGAACCAGGAUCUAUCCCAGGUCCGAUCUUGUAGGAUUUGUGGUGGACGAAGUGGCAUUCUGGCAUGUUUCCUCCGAAUACUUCAGUUUCCCCUGCCAAUUAUUGUUCCAUCAAUUCAUUAAUCAUCCUAUUAUCGAUGCUGUACAUUCUCGUUGUUUACAGCUUCGUUAAAGAACAAAUCAAACCAAUCUAAAUAACAAAAAUAUAAUACAUUUCUUUCAAACAGUACAUACCAGCUAUAACAUUUGCUUGUUGAAUGAUUUGGUCUUUUCAUACAGAAUGAACAGCCACAAAAUUUAUCAGUUUUGCUAAUAGCUACUACUUCAACAUUAACGUUCUAUAUUCCAUUUUCAUUCCAAGUAGAGUUUCAAUGUUCCACUACAUUCAUGCGCGGCACACCACAUUUUAAGUGACCUAAAGUGCAAACAUAAGCAGAACCCUUGAACAGGCAGUUCCUAUAUUUGAGUACAGUUUAUAUAAAUAACUAAUUGAAACAUACUUAUUUAUUAUGUCACAGUUUCCCAGAAUAUGCACGCAGAUAACAAUGCAAAUUUCUUGUGACGGAAGUCGACGCUGUCGACUGAAGCGUAGGUACAGCUCUCACUGCCGCCUCGUGGUCCAUCCCCUGACUACUACUAUCAACUGCUACAUACAUGUUGAGGACAGAAUUAGGAUAACUGAGCAACUCCUCCUCCUCCUCCUUCUUCUAUUGCCGUUGCUCCCACUUGGAGCAUAGAGUAUCUGUGAAAUGCUUUCAUUUCACUUUAGUUUCUUCAUCUAAGACAGUCGGUAGAGCUCCUUGGACAGAGGAUCAGCCCAUCACAAGG
Molecule: messenger RNA, 3403 nt
Organism: Cryptotermes secundus
Lineage: Eukaryota; Metazoa; Arthropoda; Insecta; Blattodea; Kalotermitidae
Product: inactive pancreatic lipase-related protein 1
Exons: 8
Coding region: 119-1210 (363 amino acids)
Biological process (GO): lipid metabolic process
Molecular function (GO): lipase activity
Source: RefSeq, a predicted model, not a curated record